ACGUAAUUACAUGCGUGAUACUGAAUCGGGGAGCACAUGGCGUGGAUUUGACGUCUCCGUCGCGAUCGCUGCCAGAUCAGCACAAAAAAAAACCACAUUCGUUAUUCUCCGUCCGUUCUUCAAACGUCGUGUGAACAAAAAAUGGAAAUUCAGUAGAGAUCCCGUCGCCACCCGAAAGCACUCAUAUCCACACCACCGCACCACAGACCAGCAUCAACAGCCAGAGGCUAGGAGCUGUCCGCAGAGCUGAGAGAGAAGAGGUCUGAGUUUGUGUGAACACUGCCCGCUGCCUGCCAACUGUGCACAGAACCAGCAGAACCCGUGAAGGAUGAAGACCCGGAACGAUGCCCCUGUGGACCGAGGUUGGCUGGUGGGCGUUAUAUUCUUCAUUCUGGGCCUGGGCACUCUCCUUCCCUGGAACUUCUUCAUGACUGCAACCAUGUACUUCCAGGAUCGGCUCAACACGUCGGAAUGGGUCAACGGCACGGUCACGGCUCGGAAAGAAUACUACUUCAAUAACUGGAUGACUCUGCUAUCCCAACUUCCCCUGUUGCUCUUCACCUUCCUCAACUCCUUCUUGUACCAGCGGAUCUCAGAGAAGAUGCGGAUCACGGGCAGCCUGGUCUGCAUCCUGCUGCUCUUCAUCCUCACCGCCGGUCUGGUCAAGACCCCUGUGGAGAACACGGACACCUUCUUCUCCAUCACCAUGGCUACCAUCUGGUUCAUCAACUCCUUCGGGGCCGUGCUGCAGGGCAGUCUGUUCGGCCUGGUGGGGAUGCUGCCGCAGAAGUACAGCGCUGUGUUCAUGAGCGGUCAGGGCCUGGCCGGCACCUUCGCUGCCCUCGCCAUGCUGCUGUCCAUAUACAGUGAAGCAGGUAAGGAGACGGCAGCCCUGGGCUACUUCAUCACCCCCUGUGUGGGCACCCUGAUCACCCUACUGAGUUACAUCCUGCUGCCACACCUGGAGUUUGCACAGUUCUAUUUCAACAAAAGCAAGAACUACGAACCUGAGCCCAACCAUGAGCUCAACCAUGAGCUCCUGCUUAAAGAAAGUGAUGAGACGGUGGCUCUGGGCAACGGCAAGCAGAACGGCCACGCCAACGGCUCCUUGCCCAACGGCACGCCAGUCCACUCCGGCCACAAGGAGGCCUUCAUCACACUGGAGUCGGCCCGCACCCCGGACAAGAAGCUGUCCGUCAGGGAGGUCUUCAAAAAGAUUUGGGUGAUGGCGUUCUGCGUGACGUUUGUCUUCAUAGUCACUCUGUCCGUGUUCCCCGCCAUAACGGUGGAGGUGAAGACCCAAUCCGAAGGAACAAAAUGGGAGGUGUACUUCAUCCCUGUGUGCUGCUUCCUUUUCUUCAACAUCAUGGACUGGGUCGGCAGAACCAUCACCACGGUGGUCCAGUGGCCCCCGAAGGAGAGUCGUCUGUUCCCGGUGCUGGUGGUGUCGCGUGUGAUCUUCAUCCCCCUCAUCAUGCUGUGUAACAUCAGGAACCAUUACUACCUCCCAGCACUAUUCCCCCAGGACGCAGCCUUCUCCAUCAUCAUGCUGCUGUUCUCUGGGACCAGCGGCUACUGUGUCUGCUUGUCUAUGAGCUACGCGCCACAGUUGGUGGCGCCCAAAGACGCAGAGACGGCUGGGGCGUUGAUGACCUUCUUCCUGGCCUUGGGGCUGUCUUUAGGGGCGGCCCUUUCCUUCCCCCUGAGGGUCCUGGUGUAGGAGGGACGCCCAACCCCCCACCUUCCUCCUGAAUGUGUCUGUAGAGGCUCUCUCAUUGGCCCAGCAAGCAUUCCCAAUGCUCUCUUCACCAGUAACAAACACACAAUCCUCUGUCUCCACCAAUCAGAUUCGAACAUAUACCACCAUCCCCAGCCAGUCAGAAACGCACAACGCCGUGUCCAACAAUCACAAUUCGCAAUUUACAACAGUCGUUUGGCAGAGGUUUCUCACUAAAAAGACUUACAAAAGUGCAUUAAAUGAGGCAAUGAAACACCACGUAAACUAGGGAUAGGUAAAAUCCAUUCCUCAAGACCUGCAAAAGAAGGGGAGAGAAGCAUUAGAUUGAAAAAAAAUAUAUAAACAUUGUGAUGUCUUCUGGAAAGGUCAAUCGCAAACGCACAGCAAAUUCUCCACAGAUUGUAUACACAUCACAAAUGCUCACCGUCUCCAAUCACAGAUACAUACACCUCUGUCUCCACCAAUCAUAAACCAGUCACAAACUGCUCCACCAAUCCGAAGUCUAGAAAAUUGCGGCAUCAUAAUCGAUAGGUAUAUCUAGCACAUUAGCCUGACGGUGUCCUGCUGAAGAUUGUGCAGUGCCAAGUACGAGGUGAAUGUAAAUACCAGGUCAGUGCUGGAACACUGCUUCUCAUAGAUGACUACUUUCUGUACUAAUUAGCGGAUAUUUGAUUGCACUGCUGAGACAGACUGCAUGCCGCGCAGGUUUACAAUCCGGCUUCCCCUGGGUAAAAUAGGAGCCUCGGCGGGAAGGGUGUCUAACAGAUGUUUUUGUACAUAAUUUUGUUUUAGGAAAUGGCAAGCUUGGCCUUUGUAUUUUGUUAUUUCAGUCUUGCGUGACUUGAGUGUUGCUCCUAGUCUAGGGGUAAAUCUGCACUAUUCUUAAAGACCAAGGCUUUUUUUUAGUUUUGUCUUAUUUUUAUUUUAUUUUAUUUUUGUUUCUUAUUAUUCACCUUGUAUUUUGAAUCCAAUUGUUUUAAAUCAAUAUUGUUUAGUACAGUGUAAUUUUGUGAUUCUAUGUUAUUUAUUAGUCCUCUUUGGUUCUGUCAGCGUAGGCCAGUAAAAGGGGGAAAGCCAAACAAGGAACAGGCAUUUCUCUCGCUUUUUAGGGACGUUCUCGCAAUGUUUUCAGGGAUGGGUCAGAUGAUUUCAUGUCCAUUUCUCAGCUGCCUGUGUGCAAUUCCUCAAUACACGUUUCUCGUGGCCCGGCCAAUCAGAAAGAUCAAUUCCUCUGUUCCUAUGGCGAUGUGGGCAGGCUCUUCCCAGCCUGUUCUGCGACGGGCGCGGGGCAAGGGAGUGACCCCAUCCCCGUUUCGGCAUGUGACAUCAUGUUCCUGACGCCGAGCGGCGGCCAUCUUUGGGGUCCGUGUGGAAGGAUUGACACUGAAGCGCAGUCCGCUGUGUCCAGCUAAAGAACUGUCUGAAACCCUGGAAGGAUCUCUGGAAGGCUGUGGCUUUGAAUCACCAGAGUCCAAAUGGAAGAGAAGAGUAUGGGAAAGUAAAGUAAGGGAAGAAAAUGGACUUGGAACACCCUAAGGGGGAAAAAAACCCUCCUGUAUAAAUGUAUAUCGUUAACAAACUUAACUUAUGUAUCAGGAAAAAUACAUUCUGGGUGCCAGGAACAUGACAGUCAUGACCAGGGCCUGGAGAAGUAAUCGUUAUUGUUUCAUAAGCAUUUCAGUUUUCAUUUACACUUGACACAACUUUACACUUAAACCAUUCAUUCAUUUCCAAAAUGAUGUCAAAAUUAUUGACAGUCCUGCUUCCAGUAUUCCGUGCAACUUAUCGGUGCACCUAUAAUGUCUUAUGAGACAAGCUUUUCAAGUGCAGACUCCUCCAUUCGAACCACAAAUUGUCAGUUAAGUCUAGGGUCUGAGAUGGCUGUUGCAGAGCAGUCAGAUAACCAUUUUUUGGUUGAUUUUAAAGUAUCACUGGCUUGCAGAAAGUUUGUGGCCAAAUUUAAACUUUCUGCAGGGGGAAUUCCUGGUUCUUUGCUGGAGCUCAUGGUUUCAUUGACCUUAACAAGACUUCCAGGACACACAGAUGCAAAACCGCGUAGAGGCAAAUAUCCACCACAUUUCACCAUCAGCCACAUAUGCAAUCAGUAUUCCAACGCCAAACCCCACCACUGUUGCAAAGAAGCAAUAUGUCUGAGCACAGUCCUUUUUGAUUUGUGUAAAUGUACCACUGCAGAAGAAACAAAGUAAUUUGAGCAGCGUGGCUAACAGAGCUAACGCCAGUCUAUGCUUAUUGCUAAAUGAUUGCUCAACUUGAGUGCCUACAGGAAACCCUGUAGGAUCUCAGCUGUAAUUUAGGAUGACAUCCCAGAGGGUUACAUGAUUAUUUCUCCAGGUCCUAUUCAUAGUACAUGGACCACAGCAGCUGUAGAUUUCACUUCCUUACUUUGCUUUUUGACUUUUAAAUGUUUUAUGCCGUUUUUUUUCACUUCUCUGUUUGUAUUAACCUUGCGUUACUGCUGAGUUGUUGCUGAAGUUAGAACAACACGUUUAGAAAAACACGUUCUGUGUACUAACCCACAUCAUUGGUGUGUAUUAAUAGUAUCUGAUAUGAGUGCAGUCUGACUCUGGACCAGACCCGUUUUGUUAGAUCUAACAAUAGGUCAGCUAUUAGAAACAUACAAAACAAAAGGCCUUGUUGCUGCAGACUUCAAGGACGUGUACAUAUUUGGGAAUAAUUAUAAACUUGAGGUGUUUACAGUGUUAAUACUUGUUGUGAAUUUGAAAUUGAGGACUUCCCUCGUGUGAUGCUACUAAUAUUGUUAAAUAGUGGACAAGAUCUUUAAGAUCUGACUUGUUUUUAAUGGGCUCUCACAUUGAUGAAGGGAGCGCUAGACCUACUGGAAAUAUGAAAUGGAAAAAGGAAGGGAAAAAAAAAAAAAAACGAAAUGAAGCUGUCAGGUCAGGUCGACUCCAGUGCCAGGCAUAGCUGAGAUGGGCUGAGCAUUGCUGGUAUUAAAAAGAGAAAUGGCUUGUGUGUUUGAGGAAUGUUUUAACGGAAAUGGGCCUUAUUUGGCUGAACACACAUACAGCCAGGCAUUUACACAGCAAACAAAAACCGAAAAGCCCCUCCAGCUAAAAAACAAUCGUUGUGAAAGGCAUGCAUGGGCGUGUGGUGUCUCCCAGAUUCUUGGAAAGAAAGAAGAAAACUUAAUCCUUUCGCAUUUCCUUUGGCUCUUGCAGUAAAACAUCUGCUGAAAGCUGCCAUUUUGUUUUGAGCAAAACUGUUACAACUAAUUGUAAGCUCCAUUGUCUAAACCAAUUGUCAACUCUUAACCCUUUCAGUCCCAAGAGUACCAUAUGGCACUUGAGUGAAUCUACUGUAAAAUCCCAAGAGUGCCAUCUGGCCCCCUCAAACUUUUUUGACCAAUCAAAAUGACUGCUAUACUAUUGUUUUGAGCCCCUAUUAAAACCCUACUAAAAUUCUCUCAAUUUUCUCAACCAAAGUCAAACCCCUCUUGGGAUUUGGGUGGAGCCCACUUCAUAUUGGGGUUGGGACUGAAAGGGUUUAACAGUAGUAAGGGUUGUCAGUUUCUUAGCUGAGACGAGGGAAAUAACUGGAUGGUAUUUUGAUGUAGUUGCACUGCACAUCUAGAGGGGACAAUGCGAUAUGGUUUCUACUGAAGGAGGCUCAGAGGUAUCUUAGGUCAGUGGGAGCCAAGAUGGUGGUUCACAACCCUCUCCUCUGGGAUUUCCAGCCAGAUGCAGGUAUUCGAUGCCUUCGACCUCAAGCACACCCGAUACAACAAAUCAUACAGGCAUCACCACACAUUAAAUACCUGGAUCUGGGAACCGCCAUCUUGUGUCAUCAGUGACCUUCUACUGCCAGCUUUACAUUUAUUUUAUUUUUUUGCGCUAUGUAAAUUUGAAAGUUCCGCACUGCUGAAGCCGCUUUCCCCAUCCCACUGUGACAGUAUGAAGUACCAUCACAAGUUGUUAAGCAAUGGAUAUUUAUAAUGUGUGAAAUGUACUCAAAUAAAAGAUCAAGAGGAUGUACACAAGCACAGAGCUUGCCACUAUAAGGCCAUCCCUGAAAGGAAGAAUGUAAAACCAUUUUCAUAAUGCUGAUUUUAAAUGAAUUAUUUUUAACCAGCCUUUCAAGAGUUUGUAGUAAACGUGUAAUGUUCAGGCUGCUAACAUGCCGUUUGCCAUGCAUGAGAAGGCACAUGCAUUUUAAUAGCUGUUACUGAGAAUAAACGUCUGAUUCUGCUAACUUUAUUUAAAAGCACUCAACUGCAAGCAAUAAUAGGAAUAAUGCCUUUGCUGUAAGGUAGUUACCUUGAAUUAACCUUAAUUUUUUGUUUGUUAAAACAAACGUUUCCCCUUUCUGACAAAAAGGGGACUUAACACUAAUGUUUGCUUGGUUUAAUCACAGCCCAUUUUACCGCGCUGGACCACGUUCUUUUAGAUCAUUUGAAUGAAUUUCACUUAGUGGAACUACAAGGUGGGCAAAAUGACUGUUUCUGUGAUGACCUGGGCACAGGCCUAUAUAACCACAGAAAAAGAGUUGAAGAGAGUGAAUUAACUUUGUAUUUUAUUCCUAGAAUGCUUUGAGGUAGCCUUGGCUUUCGCAGAACUUGAAAUAUUUUGUGAUGACAGUAUUUAAGGGAUAGUUGAUAGUUUUAAAGGGAAAGGAGUUUACAUUGUUUCAGAAUAAUUGAUUUCACCAUUUUUAUUUUUGGUAAAAUAAAAUUACUGACUAAAACUGG
Messenger RNA from Conger conger (European conger), 6464 nucleotides. RefSeq names its product equilibrative nucleoside transporter 2-like. The transcript has 14 exons. Lineage: Eukaryota; Metazoa; Chordata; Actinopteri; Anguilliformes; Congridae. Gene Ontology annotation, molecular function: nucleoside transmembrane transporter activity. Gene Ontology annotation, cellular component: basolateral plasma membrane; plasma membrane. Gene Ontology annotation, biological process: thymine transport; nucleoside transmembrane transport; hypoxanthine transport. Bases 329 to 1720 code for a protein of 463 amino acids. The record is from RefSeq and is a predicted model, not a curated record.